Messenger RNA from Ylistrum balloti, 1893 nucleotides. Its product is annotated as trichohyalin-like. Bases 1 to 1893 code for a protein of 630 amino acids. The record is from RefSeq and is a predicted model, not a curated record. The transcript is spliced from 8 exons. NCBI's taxonomy places the organism in Eukaryota, Metazoa, Mollusca, Bivalvia, Pectinida, Pectinidae.
AUGGAUUUGUCUUGGUCGUCGGAACACAAAGCCGAUGCUACCACCGUGUUACAGAACUUACAAAAUGAAGUAAAGAAGAAUAUCAACGAUUUGUCUACAAAUGUACAUCAACUUGACAGUGUCACUGCUGCAUUAAAUGAAGGCAAAACAACGUUUGAACAGAUAUUGUGUGAUUCCUGCAAGACGGCUAUAGAUUCUAAAUACAAAGAAUUGCAUUCAGGACAAGACGAAUCUAUCAAAAAGAAGAAAUAUUUGAAGUUACCACCAGAACGUCAGCGGAUAGUGAAUGAAAUCACUAAAGUUUUCAUGCAAUUAGAACGCUCUCAAAAUGCUAGCCAAGCCGAUGAGGAGUACUGCACCCCGGAAGAAUAUCAAGCACAACAAAAGUUGGAAUUGGAAAACACGCAUAAAAAGGCAUUACAGGAGAAACAAGCCGAAGUGCUUGAUUUAAAGAAACAGAUAAAGAAACUAACGACCGAAAGAGAGGAAAAUAUGAAAAAAAUUAAAUCAUUGUCAAGCAAACUUUCAUCAGCUGGAAAGUUCGAAAGCGAAUUACGUAGAUAUGAAAAUGAAACCAAACGACUACGAAACGAUCUAGAAUCAAGCGAGCGUCGCAACGAACAGCUGAGAAAAGACAUUGAUAGACACGAGGAUGAAACUAGGAAACAACGUCAGUUAUUAAAUGAAGAGAGAUCAAGAAGAGACACGACAGAUUUAACAGACGGCAGUAUAAGGCGUUUUCAUGAAGAUCCGUACACAGCAAGUACCGAGGUACAUGGGUCCGAAAUUGAGAACGAUGGUAACACUAGAUCCCGGAAACAAAUACAGAUGACAGAUCAGCAAACUGGACAGAACAAGACGGGACUAAUACGUAGAUCCAGUAGUGACAUGGUAUCGUCCAAUCCAGGCCUUGAAAAGGAAACAGAUUCAGGGAACAUGGCAGGGAACCCAAAUUCUGAAGAAACAUUAGAAAGGUUUAAAAAGAUAGAAAAAGGCGCUACCAUUGUACAGAAGGAAAAUGAUGGGUAUAGGAGAGAUAUAGCACAACUACAUAGAGAGAGGAAAUCACUUCAGGACAAGACAGAUAAUCUACAGAGGACCAACGAGGAGAUGGCAUCAGUCAUGAGAGAUCUACAACGGGACAACGAGAAACUGAUACGAGAAAUGGGUAAGAUAGCAGGGCAAGACAACUAUAAUUCGGAUCUCGUCAAAGCACGUAAAGGAGAGAGAUACGACAGUGACCAAAAUGAUGGCUACGAAAGAGAGAUAGCACGGCUAAAAAGGGAGAGAAGAACACUCCGAGAAGAGAUCGACUCUCUGCGGAGGAAACAUCAGGAUACGUCAUCCGCCAUGAGGGACCUACAACGAGAUCAUGAUGGGCUGACAGAAGAAUUUGGCAUUAAAGAACAAGAAACUCACGAGAUGAAAAAAGCCUUGGAAGAAGGUCAAAAUCCGGAACGAAGAUCAUUAGUUAUGAGAUUGCGACGCGGAAAUCGUACAGGAAUAGACAGAACUACGGGGGAUAUGUUUUUGAAGGAUCUAACGAGGAACCUUAAAGAAAGAUUAGAUUCAGACAAUAUCGACUUUUCCAUUAGUAAUACGCCAUCAAGCGCACGCAAUGGACCUGUGUUUGUGCUGUGUUUAAAUACAGACGUUCAGGUCGCCCAAGGAGGGAUCAAAGGUAAUAAAGACACGUACAUCCUUGCACUUCAUCACAUCGACGAGGAAAAUCUGUCGCUUCUUACACCAACGGGUGACAAUAUACCCGGAAAUGAUAUAGAGAAGCUUGGUGGUAUUCUGGAUAUGGCAUUCAGCUGUGACAAUAUACUUUACGAGUGUGACCUCAAUAACAGCGCUGCUGAGAAAAUAAUUACCAUCCUGAAACAAUACUGA